AUGCGUUCCGCUUUGGCAUACAUAGCGCUUCCGGCAAUCUUCGCCCAACAAGCUGUGGCUGCUCCGACGGUUGGCCUUCCAGCACACGGAAGCAAAAAUGUUCACUGGGUCGAUAUCUGGGCUACUAUUCCACAACUUACAGAAGUAGGCAAUCUUCCUCCUGCUCCAUACACCCAGCCUGACUAUGUUUUCGUUGACUCGACCGUUCGCGCGACAUUUCAAGUGUCAAUCCCCGGAAAGACCAUCCGUCUCAGGUUCACGAACGUAUUUGGCGCCACGGACUUGCCAAUCGAUGCUGUGACCAUUGCUCUCCCUGAUGGGCCAGCAGGCACCCGCACGAUCCAUACUCAGACUUUGCAGAAGGUCACAUUUAGCGGCAAGAUCUCGAUCAUCAUUCCCAAUGGUGCUCAAGUAGUCUCCGAUCCAAUUCACUUUGAGGUCAAGGCCAGGCAAGACAUUGCAGUCACCUCUCUAACCCAGGGAGCCGCAUCACGAGUUGCUCCGCGCAUUGCUGGCGGUAACCGCGUGCUUCACGACGGUCUUGGACCUAACGUACAUGGCCGUAUCGACCGCGACGUACUGGCGCAACCGAAUGUCAAGUAUGCUAUGAUUUACGAGGGCAUCAACGAUAUCGGGACGGGCAAUUCGACGACCUCCGUCGCUGAGCAGCUCGAGACGUCAGACCGGUUGAUCUGGGCAUACCAGAAAAUGGCAGAGCGGAUCCACGCGGCGGGAAUCAAGGUGUUCAUCGCCACUAUCACGCCGUGCAACCACCCGGCCAACCAGUUCCAGCCUGUGUGGGACGUGGAGAGAGAGAAGACGAGGCAGCGCGUGAACAAGUGGAUCCGCGAGAAUAAGGUGUUCGAUGCGGUGCUGGACUUCGAUGAGGUUCUUCGAGACCCAGAGCACCCGAAUGUAACGCAGGAGCGGUACAACUUUGAUGACUUCUUGCACCCUCGUGUUGAGGGUUAUCACGCGUUAGCAAACUCUAACCCGCUCUCUAUAUUCUCGUAG
Pseudogymnoascus destructans is the source of this 1014-nucleotide messenger RNA. RefSeq lists its product as uncharacterized. The record is from RefSeq and is a predicted model, not a curated record. Lineage: Eukaryota; Fungi; Ascomycota; Leotiomycetes; Thelebolales; Thelebolaceae. The coding region runs from base 1 to 1014 and encodes 337 amino acids. The transcript is spliced from 4 exons.